Molecule: messenger RNA, 441 nt
Organism: Seminavis robusta
Lineage: Eukaryota; Bacillariophyta; Bacillariophyceae; Naviculales; Naviculaceae
Source: the annotation of a GenBank genome assembly
AUGUCCUUUAGCUGGAGACGUCUCGCUACUACAUCAGGCACCGAAAUCGGCGUCGAGGCAUCAUCUCUUUGGACUGUUGCUCUUGUUUUGGCAGGCCGUGAUGUCUGCUCUCCUUCUGUUGGCCCGGUCAAUCUUGAGCAAUAUGCUUACACUCCCCUCUUUCGUAUUACAGUCAUGAAUCAAGCCCGUACUCGUAACAUCGCUUCCAUUUGCCUUCCUUCGGAUUGUACCUGGAUUCUAGACCAACCAAGGAAAGUCAAGUCAGCAAACUCUGGUCUGCGUGCCUACAGAUUGAAGAUUUCCGUCUCCUCGACCAAGGAUGGAUGGGACACUGUCAUGAUUACAUUGCCAUACGACGGAGAGAAUGGAAGCGCCGUGCUGUUUGGCCAAGCUUUAGCACAUGCAUUUGAUGUUGUUAAGGAGAGCCUCCGUCAAGCUUGA